CCCAUGCUGCUCUGGACAGCUGCUCUGCUCUUCGUUCCCUGUGUUGGGAAAACUGUCUGGCUGAGCCUCCAAGCCCAGCCAUACCUCGUGUUUGAGGGGGAUAUACUGAUUCUGCGAUGCCGGGGAAGGAAGAACGCCGAGCUGUCCCAGGUGACAUUCUACAAAGAUGGAAAAUUCCUCCAUUUCUCUAAGAACAACAGGCCUCUCUUCCUGGGGACAGCAACAGCUAACAGCAGUGGCCACUAUAACUGCACUGGGCGGGUGAAAUAUACCCGAAACAUGGACUCAUGGGAUUCAGGGACUGCCACGGUCCAAGUCCAAGUGUGGUUCCCGCCUCCUGUGCUGACGGCCCUCCCCUCUCACGAGCUCUGCGAGGGGAAACCUGUGACCCUGAGAUGCCAGACGAAGCUGCGCAGUCAGACGCUGGCCCAGCGGCUGCUCUUUUCCUUCCACAAGGACGGCCACACCCUGCAGAACAGAAGCCCCCGCCCGGAACUCCGCAUCCCAGAAGCCAAGGAAGGAGACUCUGGGUUUUACUGGUGCAAGGCGUCCCCUGAGGGUGGCAGGGUCCAGAAACGGAGCCCUCAGCUGGAGGUGUGCUCCCCAGCUCCCGUGUCCCGUCCUCUGCUCACCCUGAGACCCACCAGCCUAGUUGCGGGGGACGAGGUGGAGCUCCUCUGUGAGGCCCAGAGGGGCUCCCCUCCGAUCCUGUACUCAUUCCACCUCAAUGGGGACAUCCUGCGGAACCACGUGGCUCCCCACGGGGGACCCGCCUCCUGCCUCUUCCGGGUGAUGUCACAGCAGGAUGCUGGGAACUACUCCUGCGAGGCUGGGAACCGUGUUUCCAGAGAGACAAGUGAGCCCAAGACACUCUCUGUGGAUGAUCCUCAGGGCUUCUCUGACCCCGCCAGUAGGAACUGGCUGGUUCCUGGGCUGCUUGCAAGCCUGCUUGCCAUGAUGGUCGUUGCUGCUGCACUUCUGGGGUAUUUCAGACCCUGGAGGAAAGACGGACCCCUUCCACCCCGGAAUUCACCCUCGGCCCCAGUUGGAGAGCAGCAUCCGCUAUAUGUCAACAGUAAGGACUUGCAUCCGGACCAGCGUCUGCCCACGAAGGCAGAGAAGGGCCUCUCCAGGGGAGUCGGGAGAAAGAAGACUUAUGCUCCUGAGUCUCGGGAAUCAGUCGUUUGGGGAAGAAAGCAGGAGGCUUCCGGGGAGAGCUUGAGGAGCAACGCCAGGCCUGCCCAGCCAGCCCAGCAGGACAAGGACGUUUCCGUCAUCUAUGCUGAGGUGAGACGCCCGCAGCGCAGCGAGGGUCCAGACAAGGGGCCAAGUAGAAGAAGCAGGACCCACUGA
Molecule: messenger RNA, 1353 nt
Organism: Odocoileus virginianus texanus
Lineage: Eukaryota; Metazoa; Chordata; Mammalia; Artiodactyla; Cervidae
Source: RefSeq, a predicted model, not a curated record